This is a messenger RNA of Stylonychia lemnae, 4260 nucleotides long. Lineage: Eukaryota; Ciliophora; Spirotrichea; Sporadotrichida; Oxytrichidae. The record is from the annotation of a GenBank genome assembly.
AUGGUAGACGCUGAAAAGGAUAAGACCAAGGGAGAGGAAAUUCAAGAAGAGAUCCAAAGAAUCAGAAUGACUCUUAGAAGCAAGGAGACCAAACCACUUGAAGCUGCAUGCGCUGAAAUUGUAGCUAGAGCCAAGAACCAAGGCUACGAAACUAAAGGGCCAGUUCGCAUCCCCACUAAGAUUCUCAAGAUCACAACCCGUAAAAGUCCUUGCGGAGAGGGUUCAAAGACUUGGGACAGAUUUGAAAUGCGCAUCCACAAGAGAGUCAUCGAUAUCCACUGCCCAUCAAGCGUUGUCAAGGAGAUCACUAAUUUCAGAAUCGAUCCAGGUGUUGAUGUCAACCUUAUUGUCUGGAAGCAGCAACCAGGCAUGAUUUAAGCUAGAUAAUAAAAUAGCGCCCAAUUUCCAUUUUCGGAACUUCAAAAAUUAUUACCAUAAAUUUCAGAGUCAGAGAGACAGAGUGUUAGAGAGUAGCUGCUAGAGACGCUUGCCAAAGAUAUGGAUCCAGAUAGCAUACAGAGAAUUAUAGAAAACCAAAAUAACCCAUUAAUAGAUUAGAUUGAUCAUGGUUUAAAUUCCAACAGUAAUAAAAUGAGUGUAAUAGACGUUGUUGUUUAGCUUGAGACUUUAAUCAACUCAAAGUACUCUGCUUAAGCAAGCAAUCAAAAUUAUAAGGGCUUGUCAAAGAAAAUAGUCUAGAGCUUGAAAACUAAACACGAUCAAAGAUUGCAAAUUAUGGGUAUCAAGGAUUAAACAUAGAUAGAAGAUUUUCUAUAAACAUUUCUGUUCGAAAAACCAAGACCAGGUGCUCCUUUAGCUCAAGAAAGUGCUGGAAGUGCAGCUACUACUAAUAAUAACUAGCAGAACAAUCCAUUUGCAUUCCCUAAGCCAACAACUACCACUGGUGCUAAUUAAAGGAGACCAGCUGGACCAUAGAGUAGGCUUCCUCAAUAAAGAUUUGCUGCUCCUGGUAUGUUUGUACCCCCUACUAUUGAGUACACUCCAGGUGCUAUUAAUGCAUUUGAAAAUAAAGAAUAGUCUGCUAAUGAUGGAGGUGCUGCAGCUCAGAGUAUUCUAGGUGGAUAAGAAUUUUCCUUAUCAGCUAAUAUAAUUGAGGGAUAAUAGCAUUAGAAUCAGAGCAAUGUUCAAAUAAAUUAUGAUCCACAAUCCUUCUUAGAGCAAGAGAGGCCUACUAUUCAGUAAAACAACAACUAAUCUUAGGAAGAGGCUAAGACUAACAAAGCAGCUGCAUCGAUCAAUUUCUUCUCAGAUUCUGGGGCAGCUGACUUAGGUUUACCUAACCAAUUGCAAUUGAGUAAUAUAGGUAUGAACUAAGAUAAUUAGAUCAUUAAUGAUGAGAUGGAUUAUUUUUCUUAGAUGGCUUUAAAAGCUACAUAGCAAUAAAACAAACUAAAUUAAGAUUUCAUGAUCAGAUAGCAGCAGGAACUUAAUGAAAGCAGACAUUAAGCUUAACUUGAUAUGAUCCAAUAAUAAAAUCUUGGAGUUUAUUAGCAAUUCACUUAACAGUAUUCUAUCUAGGAAGAACAAAGCAAAGGGGAUUAGACAAAUGAUCAAAAUUAAAGAUUAGAGUUCAACGACCUUAGUGGAAACGAACUACAAAAAUUGAAUCAAAAUCAAUUGCCUUUGAUAAAUCAAUAGCACAUACCCAACAAUUAAAAUGAUCUCUCAAUAGAGCAUCAGCAGGAUUAAUUAAUCCCACAUCAAGUUUAAAAUAAUUACUCAUAGUUUCAUCUUAGUAAUCAGAAUUCAAAUAUGGGACUAGUUGAGUUAAACUAAUCAUCGAAUAAUUCUAUAUUCAGAGAGGAAGGUAGAGUUUAUGAGGCUGAAGGAAAUCUAGAGUAAGAAGAGGGACAGUAAAAGUAAAAUUCUGAUUCAGAUAACAAUCAGCAGAGAGAAUAAUUAGAUAGUUAGAGAUUUAUUUAGCAAGAGAGUAAUGACAACUAAUUUUAGUAAUAAGAUGACCUAAAUGAAUAGCAGUUUAAUGAUAUUCCUUUGAUUGAGGAGCUAUAGGCAUCAAGAGCUCAUUCCUAAAACUAGGAUCAAAGAUACUAAACAGAGGAAAGUCCAGAGUAAGUCAAUGUAUAUGAGACUAUGCAAUUUAAUCAAGACUCAAAUACAACAUAAAAAAUGCAGGAUAUGUCUUAGAGUAGAAAUUAGUCUCUUCCUAAUUUUAGAUUGGAUAACCAAAGCCAUAUUCAAGCGAUGGGAAGUAACAAUAAUAACUACAACUAGUAUUAGCAGACUUAACCUGAUCUGAGAUCAAGUACUCCAUCAAUGAAAGGAUUCAUUCAAAGCUUUUAAUCAUCAAGACCCCCUUAAUCAGUUGCUUCACUUAACAUCACAAAUCUUGAGGAUUCUGAAGCAUUAAUAAGAGCUUACAAAAAGAAAAAGAAUGAACUUGAGGAAAUGAAGAAUGUUUACUAUCGCAUUGAAACAGAUUACUUUACAGAGAAAUAGAGAGCUUUACUAUUGGAGGAGGAAAACUAGCAUAUGAAAGUAAGUUUAUCAAAAGCAGAGAAAUCUUUGAGAGAAGCUUAGCUUAGAGAAUCUAGAAGAGACACUGAUGUAUUAUAAAAGCAACUCCAACUAAAGGCUUAAGAAAUUCAAGCUUAUCAAAAUGAAGUACACAAUCAAAAGCUAGAGAAUCAGAAAUUAAGAGAGAAACUUAAGGACUCAAUGACUAGAAAUAGAGGUGGCGCUGGUGGAUCAGGUUCAUCUCUGUCUCAUGUAAGCGAAGAAAGCAAUUAAAAUACUGCAUUCCUGAGUGAUCAGAUAUAAAAGCUACAAGCAGAUAAUACUAAUCUCAGAUAUCAACUUGACCAGGCAAGAGGCACUAUAAGUAAUAUGAAUGAGGAAAGCAAUAGAAGGCUUAGAUCUUUGGAGGAAUAGAAAAAUUAACUUAUAAAUUAACUAGAGCAGACCAUCCAUUAAUUAAAAGCUAAAUAUGAUACAGAUACUGUUAAACUAAUCUCAGAAAGGGAUACUUAGUCUUAAGUAUGCAGAAGACUCUAGGAGGAAUUAUCUUUAAAAGCAAAAGAAAAUGAAUAAUUAGCAAAACAUUUAGAAGAAAAAUCUAAGAGAGAAGAACAUUUACUAUCUGAAAAAGCUAAACUCAUAGAGAAGUCACAGAAUAGUAGCUUUGUGAAUUUAAGUGGGCCCUAGGUAGAAAACUAAUCCCCACAAACACAACAAGAUCCAGGCUAUAUUGAUUAUCACAAUCUCUCUUCAAACAGCUCAAGAAGUCACCAAGUAGAACAGAGAUCAAUAAAUGAAGUCCAGGUUAUCAGAGGAGAUUAUUUCAACAACUAAAUUGAUGAAGCAGAUAAGAAAUCAAGUGCUCCUCCUUCAUAGCAUAACAAAUAGUAAAUAAAUCAGUUUAUUCCAACUUAGCACUCUAAUUAACCUAUGUAAUAACAAUAGCAUAAUUAGACUGCUCAGUAGUAGAUAGGGAGUUAGAAUUUCUAAUAACCCUAAUAAAGAUAACACUAAUAACAAAUUAUAAGUCAGCCAUUAAAUCAGAAAUAGCAGUAGUUACCACAGUAAUAACAAUAAAGAUCAGCUUUCUCAAAUAGUCAGUCAGAUGCAGAGGAUUUCUUCUCAAGCUUGUCUUAAAAUGCUUAAAUGAAACCACCCACAUAGAAUAAUCAGACUCAACCCUAGUAGCAGAUAAUAAGAUAACAGCAACCGCAACAAAUGAGGCAGGCUUUACCAUAAACUUUCCCAUAGAACAGUUAAAUAAUUUAGCAGCAAGCUGAAUUAUAUAAUAAUCAAAAUAUCCAAAUGAGACAACCCCUCCAGUAGUAAACAUAGAUAACUUAGAAGCCUCCUCAAUAAUAUUAGAAUUAGAGAUAGUAACCACAAAUUUAACAGAUUUAAAAUCAAAAUUAAAUACAAAAUGCUUAUAAUUUUACCCUUGAUGAAAUUAGUUUUGAAGAGAGCUUUAGUAUCCAACAAACAUAAAAGAAUAAUUUUUCAGCCCCUAUACCUCAGUAGCAAAUGUAGCAUUCUGCUAAAGCACAAAAUUAUUCUGCUCCUUAAUAAUAGCAAUACUUUUAGCCUUAGAAUAAUGUUGAUUAACAGAAAUAGCAGCCACACUUGCAGUAACAGUAGCAAUAAAAGCAAAAGAAUACAGUAGUUAAUCACUAAAUAAAUAAGUACUUUGAGGAUGAUACUGAGACAGAUUUCAUUUAAUAGAAUCAAAUUAAUGCAAAUGUAAUACCAAACUCACUCUUCGAUUGA